Daucus carota subsp. sativus is the source of this 1536-nucleotide messenger RNA. RefSeq lists its product as uncharacterized. The record is from RefSeq and is a predicted model, not a curated record. The coding region runs from base 373 to 1329 and encodes 318 amino acids. The transcript has 3 exons. NCBI's taxonomy places the organism in Eukaryota, Viridiplantae, Streptophyta, Magnoliopsida, Apiales, Apiaceae. Gene Ontology annotation, molecular function: phosphoglycerate dehydrogenase activity.
UACAUAGUAUUUAUUUGUGGCUCCUUAUAUAUAGGAAAUAAGGAGAUUCAGACCAGCAAAAGUCAUCAAGUAGGAGUUUUAAGAGUUUUGGCUGCUUAUGUGACACACAUGUAUUAAUAUUAAUUAUCUGAUAAUUUGAUUUUAUAUUGUCUGUGUUUGCAUUAGCUUUUGCAUAGUCUCUUUCUUGGUUGAGAUUAUAUAUAUUGGCAGGCCAUUUGGUUCCCAUUAGUUUAUACUUUAGGUAAAGGCUGAAACUUUGAAGAUCUUUGGGUAAAAUAUAGAGGAUAUACCUUUUCACCAGUUCUUGGAUCCAUGGCUCUCUUGUUGUCAACUGUUUGGUCGGCGUGAAAGAAUUAAGAAAGCUUUGAAGAUAUGGAGAAUUCUUAUGAAACGUUGAGUAAUGGGAAAUCAAGAGAUCCGAGUCUUCAGAUAAUUAGACACCCUUCUUACCAAUCUUCCAAUAAAUUGUUGCUACCUUGGCUUGAUAUAAAAGUGUUUUAUGUUAGAAUUAGCAAUUUCUUGGUGGAUGAAUCAACCCCAGAGUCUCUGAAUGUCAAUCAUAUACCGCUAAGUCCUGACACUAUUCUUGAGGUGAAUGGUGCAAGAUGUAAAAUUCAUUCAGAAGGUAUUUCGUGUGUUCUUAGAAGGGACCGGGUGGAUAAGAAAGCUGAAGAAGCUACAUUUGUGAGCACAGCUAAUGUAAGACUCACAGGAAGUGUGAAAUUUGAGGUUUUAGAUGGAGACAAUUUAGUCUUGUCUGGGAUUCUUGAGAUGUCGAAUAAAAAUGGUUUCAGUGGUGAGUCGAAAAACAAUGUCAGAACAUGGAGCAUGAAUUGUGAGCCAGUGAUGAGUGCUUGCACUGGUUUUUUGAAGGGGAAACAAAUUAAGGGUUCUGAAUCACUGUCACCAACCAUCGAAGUUUAUGUAGCAGGUUCCUUCUCCGGAACACCAGUCAUCUUAACAAAGACUAUACAGCUUGCUUUAAGGAAAAAGAAUAUCAGGAACGGAAUGCUAGGUACAAUUCCAGAGUAUGAAGCAGCUGAAUCUCAGGAACACACAACAUCUGAGCUUGAUCAGCAGAUAGUGGAAUACAGAAAUUACAAAAUGGCAACGGAAGAAGAUUACAGCAACAACGCCAGCAGCUUGUACUGGAGGCAUGGAGAAGAAUAUAUAGAAGGUGAAGACGGAGAACUCUCUUGGUUUAAUGCAGGUGUGAGGGUCGGUGUCGGUCUAGGACUUGGGAUUUGUCUGGGAGUAGGAAUCGGGGUUGGUCUAUUGGUCCGCACAUACCAAACUACCUCUCGUACUUUCAAAAGGCGUCUUCUCUGAUACUAACUGCGUUGCGAUUUUUUUAGUAAACAGUGAUUUUGCUCUACUCUACUCUAUUUUUCAAUGUUUAUCGUUUUGGUAUGUUUUGUCAAGUGUAUCGUUUGCUACAAGUGUGCAGAUAUCAAAAAACUGCCCGGAACCUGAGAAUAGGCUUGAUUCGUGUUUUGUACAAUUUCCACUCCUGUAAAUAUAUACUAUGAAACAGCA